Molecule: messenger RNA, 3099 nt
Organism: Mucor velutinosus
Lineage: Eukaryota; Fungi; Mucoromycota; Mucoromycetes; Mucorales; Mucoraceae
Product: ras GTPase
Exons: 4
Coding region: 1-3099 (1032 amino acids)
Source: RefSeq, a predicted model, not a curated record
AUGACAACAGUAGCCCCGUUAGCACCUGAAGUCAUCGACCGUCUCAAGAUCCUUCAAAACCAAGACCGCCCUGUGUCUGUCGAUGAGAUUCUCGUUGCUGCCAAUCUGAACCAUUUAACGCAACAGCAACCAAGCAAAUCGACAUCCACAGUAGCUACCAAGAAGCCAUCUUCUUUGAUGGUCAUUGGUAACCUGGAGAAGUCAGUCUCCACGAGCACCUUGGCCGAACGUAGAAGAUUACCACUCAAUCCCGAGAAAUUGAAACUUUACAGCCAGAUCACCAGCAAUAAUUCAACUCAACAAGAUAGCCAAAUCCUGAGGCGAUUGGAAGAACAAAAUGCAAAGUUACCAACUCAAUACUCUGAAGAGUACAUGGUAGCUCAUUUGGAAAGACAGAAUGCUCUUUUGAACGCUGAUCCCAAGUCUGUCUGUAUCGAAUCCAAUCGAUUGCAAGCUGAUUUCGAUACAAUUCGAAAUCUUGUCAGCGAUGCAACAUUCUCACCCACCAGAGAAGAUUACGAACAAUCCAUCCAAGCCAUGUUAGCAAAGGCACCUCUUACGGAGACUGAUAGUGUCGACGAUUGGGAUUUCUGGCAAGAAGUGGUGCGUGAUUUUCCUACUGCUGUAGCUAAAUUGCCUCACCUUUUGGCUGCUAAACUUCGCUGUGGUGGCAUCCCCCAUCGUAUUCGUGGUGUGAUUUGGCAGGCAAUGGCACAAUCCAGCUCAUUGAAUCUGGAGACGCUAUACACUCGUCUAUCUGAAGAAAGCGAACAGUCUUCCUACGAAAGAGUCAUCCAAAGAGAUCUAUCUCGAACAUUCCCUCAAUUAGACAUGUUCAAGGAUGAUGGCGGUGAAGGACAACUGGCCAUGGGUCGUCUACUGAAAGCAUACAGUCUUUACGAUGCACACGUCGGUUACUGUCAGGGACUUGCAUUUCUUGUAGGGCCUCUAUUAAUGACGAUGCCAGAGAAUCAAGCGUUUUGUGUAUUCGUCAGACUCAUGGAGACUUAUGAAAUGCGCACCAUGUUCACCUUGAACAUGGAGGGGUUGCAUCUUCGUUUGCAUCAAUUUGGAGUACUGCUGUCUCAGCUCUGUCCUCGCUUGGACGCUCACUUGAACAAACACUCUAUUCACACAGCCAUGUAUGCAUCCCAAUGGUACCUGACUCUAUUUGCGUAUUCCUUCCCUAUUUCUCUGGUGCUACGAAUCUAUGAUUUGGUCUUUGCAGAGGGUGCUGUCGAGACCAUCACUCGAGUCGCUGUGGCCAUCAUGCAAAAGAACGAAGAUACACUACUGGCCAUUGAUGAUUUUGAGCAGCUCAUGCUGUAUCUUAGCUCACGCAAGCUAUACCACGUUGCAUAUCAAUCCGACCCUGAGGCUGUCAUGGAGGACACAAUGGCAUUGAGUGCUGUGAUCACCAAGCAAAAGAUGGACAAUAUCUCGGAAGCCUAUUAUCGUGAAAUUGAACAAGAGAAAACUCGUGCACAGCAAGUCUUGGCCAUUCGCUUUGGAGGCUGGGGAAACAAAGCCCCUACCUCGCCUACGAGUACCACCAAAAAGAAUAAGAGAGAUUCUUGGUUUUCUUGGGGCAAUGCUUCUGCUGCUGCUGCAUCACAUGCAUCUGUCGACGGUACUCCUAGUUCAGAAAAGAGCGAGCCAUCUUCAUUGACAUCCAGCCAAACAGACAUCCAACAAGCACAUCAGCAACAAGAUCGCACCAUCCCAAUGUUACACGAGCAAAUUGAAGAUCUGGUUACUGCCCUAUCUCAACUGCAAAAGGAGAACACGCGAUUAUCAGAGGACAUCAUGGCUCGACAGAUGAAGGAAAUGGAUUUACUGACUGAGCGCAAUAAUCUCUUGCAAAAGAACUCUUCGCUGGAGAGAAAGAUGAACCAAGUAUCAGAUCAGGAUCAGCCAAGCCCUGUUGAAUCAGUUGACGGAGACACUAUGGACAUGGCAGAAGUAGACAAGCUACAGUCAUUACAGAAACAAGCUGAAUUUAGGGGUUUUGUUGACUCGCUGAAACUGAGUGGUGACUUUGGUACCCUCAUUGCUGGCGCGUUGACGGUCCAAGAACAACAAACAUUGCCCUCUGUUGUGGAAGAACAAGAACGACCAGAACAACGCCAGGGAGAGAAACCUCAUGCCGACAGUAACGGAACCGGUUUCGACGAAGUUACAUCAGAACUGGUCGCUAUUAAACUGGCUAAUUUUGAAAUGGGUCUCAAGUAUCAGAGUCUCUGUCAAGAGAACGAGCAAUUGAAGCGAGAUCUGAAAGCUACCACCGAAGGUCAGACCGCUCUUGUCAACAAGAUCAUGUCACUCCAGACUACCAUUGAAUCCAUGCAGAUUGAUCACGAGCAAAUCUUGCAGGAGAGAGACGAUUUAGUGCAGGAGAAUGAAGAGUUGACGCAAAAGACAUUGGCAACCAAAAAGACAUGUGCUGAUCUGCAACUGGAGAAACUAUCCCUGGACGACGAUUGUCAGCGCCUGCAAGAUAAAGUCAAAGAGUUGGAAGAUCAACGCAGAGAAUAUUUGAUGCCUCGAGGCUCAUUUACAGAGGAGGUCUUUGCCGCCCACAAGACCCUAUUUGGAUCAAAGCCUGAAGCUCCUCCAAUGAGUCGUCGUCAUACUGUCCAAGCAAUCAACAGUACUGGAUCUCUAGACGACUCAAAUGACAAUACGUAUCAGAAAAAGUACAUUGAAAGUGAUUUACGUUGCAGAGAGCUGGAGAAGCUACUAGCCGAAACCAAGUUUAGAUUGGUCGAGUAUGAAGCAGCGGCUAAUAACAACGGUGGUACCACUACAUCGCCUCGAGGAUCAUUGCAGCAAACCAGAAGACCUACAUCUCUGCAACAAACAAAGAGAAGCUCACUGUCUAUGCUCGUCAAAGUGAACAGCAACAGCAGCACAAGUGGCCCUCAUUCUCCUCCAUAUACCGAUUCAAGAGAAUCCACUGAAAGUCAUCGCUCCUCUACAUCUUCUUGCAGUCAACAGCAAAAAAGAUCCAGUGUGUACUCGAGAUUCUUGAACGCCCUGGGCACCGGUCCAUUACCUGAGGAAGAAUCUCCAGAAAUGACGGAAGAACUUCGAAACUAA